Molecule: messenger RNA, 192 nt
Organism: Clunio marinus
Lineage: Eukaryota; Metazoa; Arthropoda; Insecta; Diptera; Chironomidae
Source: the annotation of a GenBank genome assembly
AUGUCAUUUGAAAACAGCAACUUGCUUGUAAAAGUUCCUUGCUUAUACACAGUUGCUUCGAAAUACUUUGCAUGCUUAGCGCAUAUUGAAGUUAUAAAAAAAGAACAAAAAUGUGCGAACGAGUUCACAAAUAAAGCCAGCAUAAGACCUCAUUCUGACGAAUGGUUCUUCUCAUUCUCCUUCAUAUGCUGA